AUGCUGUCUUACACCAGAGAAAAUAUCUUCUCCAGCACAGAUCUGCUGAAAACCAGUUCAGAAAGUCUGGCCAGGCCAAUGUUUGCUGCCCAAACUAUCAGGAGACCUCCAGGCCUUCCACCAAAGCGAAGCAGAAAAGCCAGAAAGGUGCUGUACCCGGCCCAGGUGAGAAAAUAUUUACCACGGCAGGAGAAAGACCCAGUCAAACGGUGGCUGCUUGUCUUUGUCGGCAUCAUCCUCAUGCAG
Pterocles gutturalis (yellow-throated sandgrouse) is the source of this 246-nucleotide messenger RNA. RefSeq names its product torsin-4A-B-like. The record is from RefSeq and is a predicted model, not a curated record. Lineage: Eukaryota; Metazoa; Chordata; Aves; Pterocliformes; Pteroclidae. The transcript has a single exon. The annotation marks the transcript as partial. Gene Ontology annotation, biological process: negative regulation of apoptotic process.